AUGCGUCGCGCCACCGGCUGCCCGCUGAGCCAGAUCUGCAUCCCCCCUCCGGCCGUGCUGGUGAGGAGCUUCCCGGUGAGCUCCAGCCUGGAUCCCUGCGGCACCACCGGCACCUUCCCGGGCCUCCCUCGCCGCCGCAGCCCCUGCUGCUACCCCGGCACCACCACCUACGUCAGCCUGGGCAGCCUGGGCAGCCUGGCCCAGGCCACCAAGCCCUGCGGCCUCGUGGCCACCUUGAGUGGCCCCCCGUGUGAGCAGGACGUGGUUGGGUGCUCCACGAGGUUCUGCAGGAACCCCUGCUGCUGCUGCCGGGUGACCGAGAGCUGCAGCAGGAGCCGGGACUGCUGCCAGGAGGUGGCCAAGUGCUCCACGGGCAUGUGCCAGGAUCUGUGCUGCCAGGAGGUCACCAAGUGUGUCACAACGUGUCAGGAUCCGUGCUGCCAGGAGGUCACCAAGUGCACCACCACAUGUCAGGAUCCCUGUUAUAAGGAGGUCACCACGUGCACCACCACAUGCCAAGAUCCGUGCUGUCAAGAGGUCACCACAUGCACAACGACGUGUCAGGAUCCGUGCUGCCAGGAGGUCACCAAGUGUGUUACCACGUGUCAAGAUCCAUGUUAUAAGGAGGUCACCAAGUGCACCACCACGUGUCAAGAUCCAUGCUGUCAAGAAGUGACCAAGUGUGUCACCACAUGCCAGGAUCCCUGCUGCCAGGAGGUCACCAAGUGUGUCACCACGUGUCAGAAUCCAUGUUAUAAGGAGGUCACCACGUGCACAACGACGUGUCAGGAUCCGUGUUAUAAGGAGGUCACCAAGUGUGUCACCACGUGUCAGGAUCCGUGUUGUAAGGAGGUCACCACAUGCACCACAACAUGCCAGGAUCCGUGUUGUAAGGAGGUGACCACAUGCACCACAACAUGCCAAGAUCCCUGCUGUAAGGAGGUCACCAAGUGUGUCACCACGUGCCAAGAUCCGUGUUGCAAAGAAGUGACCAGGUGCACCACCACGUGUGUGGAUCCCUGCUGCCAGGAGGUCACCAAGUGUGUCACCACAUGUCAGGAUCCCUGUUGUAAGGAGGUCACCAAAUGCGUCACCACGUGCCAAGAUCCCUGCUCCAAGGAGGUGACCACGUGCACCACAACAUGUAAGGAGGUCGCCAAGUACACAACCACGUGCCAGGAUCCGUGUUGUCGGGAGGUCACCAAGUGUGUCACCACAUGCCAGGAUCCCUGCUGCAAGGAGGUGACCACAUGCGCCACCACAUGUGUGGAUCCGUGUUGCAAGGAGGUCACCAAGUGUGUCACCACGUGCCAAGAUCCGUGUUGCAAGGAAGUGACCACAUGUACCACGUGUGUGGACCCGUGCUGCCAGGAGGUCUCCAAGUGUGUCACCAGGUGUGUGGAUCCCUGCUGCCAGGAAGUCACCAGGUGUGUCACCACGUGUGUGGAUCCCUGCUGCCAGGAGGUCACCAAGUGUGUCACCAGAUGUGUGGAUCCGUGUUGCAAGGAGGUCACCAAGUGCACCACCAGAUGUGUUGACCCAUGCUGCCAGGAGGUCACCAAGCGCAUCACCACAUGUGUUGAUCCCUGCUGCCAGGGGGUGGCCAGGUGCCAAGAUCCCUGCUGUGCCACCAGAUGUGCCACCAGGUGUGUGGACCCCUGCUGCCAGGGAGUGACCUCGUGCCAAAGUUCUUGCUGCCAGGGAGUGACCACCUGCCAAAACCCCUGCUGCCAGGGAGUGACCACCUGCACCACCACCUGCCAGGACCCCUGCUGCCAGGGAGUGACCACCUGUGCCACCACUUGCCAAGAUUCCUGCUGCCAGGGAGUGACCACCUGCCAAAACCCCUGCAGCCAGAGAGUGACCACCUGCGCCACCACCUGCCAGGACCCCUGCUGCCAGGGAGUGACCUCGUGCCAAAGUUCUUGCUGCCAGGGAGUGACCACCUGCACCACCACCUGCCAGGACCCUUGCUACCAGGGAGUGACCACCUGCACCACCAGCUGCCAGGACCCUUGCUGCCAGGGAGUGACCACCUGCCAAAACCCCUGCGGCCAGAGAGUGACCACCUGCGCCACCACUUGCCAAGAUUCCUGCUGCCAGGGAGUGACCAGGUGCCAAAGCUCCUGCUGCCAAGGAGUGACCACCUGCCAAGGUUCCUGCUGCCAAGGAGUGACCACCUGCCAAAACCCCUGCUGCCAAGGAGCGACCACCUGUCAGGACCCUUGCUGCCAGGGAGUGACCACCUGCACCACCACCUGCCAGGACCCCUGCUGCCAGGGAGUGACCACCUGCACCACCACCUGUCAGGAUCCCUGCUGCCAGGGAGUGACCACCUGCCAAAAUUCCUGUGGCCAGGGAGUGACCACUUGCCAAAGUUCUUACUGCCAAGGAGUGACCACCUGCACCACAACCUGCCAGGACCCCUGCUGCCAGGGAGUGACCUCAUGCCAAAACCAGUGUGGCCAGGGAGUGACAACCUGCGCCACCAGCUGCCAGGGAGUGACCUCGUGCCAAGACCCCUGCUGCCAGGGAGUGCCCACCACGUGCCCAGCCCCGUGCUGUGUCCCCAGCCGUGCCACCUCUCAGUCCCGUGGGGGUGUCCAGGUUGUUACCAGGUGCGCCGACUCCUGUCCCACCACCUGCGUCACCCAGACCUGCCCCGUGUGCGGCCAGCGCUGCUCCGUCUCGGGCUGCCCAAAAUUCCGGGCUCGCUGA
Molecule: messenger RNA, 2718 nt
Organism: Melospiza melodia melodia
Lineage: Eukaryota; Metazoa; Chordata; Aves; Passeriformes; Passerellidae
Product: keratin-associated protein 16-1-like
Exons: 3
Coding region: 1-2718 (905 amino acids)
Source: RefSeq, a predicted model, not a curated record